This is a messenger RNA of Homo sapiens (human), 5352 nucleotides long. It is a transcript of the gene CYP4V2, whose product is annotated as cytochrome P450 family 4 subfamily V member 2. The transcript is spliced from 9 exons. Gene Ontology annotation, cellular component: endoplasmic reticulum membrane. The record is from RefSeq and is a predicted model, not a curated record. Gene Ontology annotation, biological process: fatty acid metabolic process. NCBI's taxonomy places the organism in Eukaryota, Metazoa, Chordata, Mammalia, Primates, Hominidae. Bases 1349 to 2530 code for a protein of 393 amino acids. Gene Ontology annotation, molecular function: medium-chain fatty acid omega-hydroxylase activity; long-chain fatty acid omega-hydroxylase activity; iron ion binding.
CCCUACCCCUGGAAAGUAAUAUACUGAAGUCUCAUCAUACUGUUUUGGGGAUUCCAGUAAUUAAAAUCUCUAGUGAAUAAAGACCUGUUUCAAAACAACCUGUGAGCUGACUGGACUAUUUAAAGUAAUUCUCCUUGUAGUCACUUUCAGAGUGAAGACAAUGACGAAUACUGUCUUUUACAAAGGGACUUUUUAUUCCACCAACAAAUUCUGGAUUUUGGCAUCAGGAAAACCACUGUUCAAUUUCCAACACUAUAUCCAAGUUGUUUGAGAAAUUAUUUAAAACUCUUUAACUUAGAGGGUUUUCUUUCUCCUUUACUUGUUAAAGUGACUAUAUUACAGAGUCACUUUAAGGAUUAAAUUUAUUGCAUGCAAAGUUUCUAGAUCACUGUCUAGAAGUCAGUUAGAGUAAGUUCUUUAGUUGUCAAUCAAGCAUUUAGUAAGGCCCUGCUUUGUGCCCAGUGUUGACCUCAACAAAGUUGGGGAUAUCAGAAUAUUCUAAGAUACAGUCGUUGUUCCCAAGAAUCUUGUCUUUCACAUACAAGAGGUGUUGCGUUUCAUUUUGCGGCUAAUGUCCAAACGCUGGCCUCAGCCAUUUCACCUUGAAGAUUGCAGUUGGCUUCCAACUGGCCUCUAAACUCUAAUCUAGCAUUUUCCAGUCCAUUGUGACAAAGUCUGCCUUCCCCAGCUACUCCCAGCUGUUGGACCUGCUGCCUUAGAACCACAGAUUGAGACCUCCCUGUCCCCUCUGUCAGACCAGACCAGGGCAGGCAGUAUAUUUGCAUGACGCAGGAUGAUUGACACUGGUGAUUUCACCCAGCUCCCUUCAUAGCAAUUUUGACAACUGCUUCAUCUGAGAGACAUUUGGAAGCAGCAUAGUUUAUGGUGAAGUUCUGGAGUCUCGCUCGGUACAAGCCAGUUUCCACCAUUUACUAGCUCUGUGAUACUGGGCAGUCGUUAGAAAGAAUGCCCGUUCUGGGACAUCAAAACCUAAUAAUUAUUAUUCUCUAAUAGCUAACAUGCAUUAUGUGUGUUUAUUUGCUGUGGCAAAUACUAUGUUGAAAAAAACUUUAGACUUACAGAAAAGUUGCAGUAUUACAGGCAGUUCACACAUGCUCUCUACCUGGCUUCCUCUAACAGUAACAUAUUACAGAAUUAGUAUAUUCAUCAAAAUGAGAAAACAAACCUUUGUCCAAUACUGGUCACAACUUUCUCAUCUUGAUUGAAUUUCAAAUUUGAUGUUUUUCCCCAGAAUUUUUUCAGCAGAUCAUUGAGUACACAGAGGAAUACCGCCACAUGCCGCUGCUGAAGCUCUGGGUCGGGCCAGUGCCCAUGGUGGCCCUUUAUAAUGCAGAAAAUGUGGAGUACUGGAAACAAAUGGCGCUCCAGGAGAAAGAUGUUAACACCCACUUUCCAUUUUACCAUUCUGGAAGAUUUCUUAGAUAUCAUGAAUGAACAAGCAAAUAUAUUGGUUAAGAAACUUGAAAAACACAUUAACCAAGAAGCAUUUAACUGCUUUUUUUACAUCACUCUUUGUGCCUUAGAUAUCAUCUGUGAAACAGCUAUGGGGAAGAAUAUUGGUGCUCAAAGUAAUGAUGAUUCCGAGUAUGUCCGUGCAGUUUAUAGAAUGAGUGAGAUGAUAUUUCGAAGAAUAAAGAUGCCCUGGCUUUGGCUUGAUCUCUGGUACCUUAUGUUUAAAGAAGGAUGGGAACACAAAAAGAGCCUUCAGAUCCUACAUACUUUUACCAACAGUGUCAUCGCUGAACGGGCCAAUGAAAUGAACGCCAAUGAAGACUGUAGAGGUGAUGGCAGGGGCUCUGCCCCCUCCAAAAAUAAACGCAGGGCCUUUCUUGACUUGCUUUUAAGUGUGACUGAUGACGAAGGGAACAGGCUAAGUCAUGAAGAUAUUCGAGAAGAAGUUGACACCUUCAUGUUUGAGGGGCACGAUACAACUGCAGCUGCAAUAAACUGGUCCUUAUACCUGUUGGGUUCUAACCCAGAAGUCCAGAAAAAAGUGGAUCAUGAAUUGGAUGACGUGUUUGGGAAGUCUGACCGUCCCGCUACAGUAGAAGACCUGAAGAAACUUCGGUAUCUGGAAUGUGUUAUUAAGGAGACCCUUCGCCUUUUUCCUUCUGUUCCUUUAUUUGCCCGUAGUGUUAGUGAAGAUUGUGAAGUGGCAGGUUACAGAGUUCUAAAAGGCACUGAAGCCGUCAUCAUUCCCUAUGCAUUGCACAGAGAUCCGAGAUACUUCCCCAACCCCGAGGAGUUCCAGCCUGAGCGGUUCUUCCCCGAGAAUGCACAAGGGCGCCAUCCAUAUGCCUACGUGCCCUUCUCUGCUGGCCCCAGGAACUGUAUAGGUCAAAAGUUUGCUGUGAUGGAAGAAAAGACCAUUCUUUCGUGCAUCCUGAGGCACUUUUGGAUAGAAUCCAACCAGAAAAGAGAAGAGCUUGGUCUAGAAGGACAGUUGAUUCUUCGUCCAAGUAAUGGCAUCUGGAUCAAGUUGAAGAGGAGAAAUGCAGAUGAACGCUAACUAUAUUAUUGGGUUGUGCCUUUAUCAUGAGAAAGGUCUUUAUUUUAAGAGAUCCUUGUCAUUUACAAUUUACAGAUCAUGAGUUCAAUAUGCUUGAAUCCCCUAGACCUAAUUUUUCCUUGAUCCCACUGAUCUUGACAUCAAGUCUAACAAAGAAAAAGUUUUGAGUUUUGUAUUUUCUUUUUUCUUUUUUCUUUAUUUUUUUUUUUUGAAACCGUGUCUCACUCUGUCGCCCAGGCUGGAGGAGUGCAGUGGUGUGAUCUCAGCUCACUGCAACCUCCACCUCCCAGGUUCAAGCAAUUCUUCUGCCUCAGCCUCCCAAGUAGCUGGGAUUACAGGUGCCUGCCACCAUGCCUGGCUAAUUUUUUUGUAUUUUUAGUAGAAACAGGGUGUCACCAUGUUGGCCAGACUGGUCUCAAACUCCUGACCUCAAGUGAUCCACCUGCCUCAGCCUCCCAAAGUGCUGGGAUUAUAGUCGUGAGCCACCACGCCUGGCCAGAGUUUUUUAUUUUUAUCACCACCAUAGAUGUUACAGUUGGCUGUGGUCACAAAAGUAGUUAAUUGUGUCAGCACCCAAAUAAACAUCUAACAGGUUUCUCAACAGAGGAAUCCACAGUCCAAUUCCACUUCAAUUGAUAGACCCAAAAAAUAUAAUUUAAUCAAAGUUCUAGAGUUUUUGUUUGUUUGUUUGAGAUGGAGUCUUGCUCUGUCGCCCAGGCUGGAACGCAGUGGUGACAUCUCGGCUCACUGCAACCUCCACCUCCCAGGUUCAAGUGAUUCUCCUGCCUCAGCCUCCUGAGUAGCUGGGACUACAGGCGCCUGCCACCACGCCCAGCUAAUUUUUGUAUUUUUAGUAGAGAUGGGGUUUCACCAUGUUGGCCAGGAUGGUCUUGAUCUCUUGACCUCGUGAUCUGCCUGCCUCGGCCUCCCAAAGUGCUGGCAUUACAGGCAUGAGCCACCAUGCCUGGCCCAAAGUUCUAGAAUUUUUUAAAGGUAUUCAUGGUGACUCAGGAAUACACACAUACACACACACACACACACACACACACACACACAUACACACAUAUAAUUUGAAAGAGGUGAGUAUGUACUCUGACUUCAGCUCUCAGGUUUUAAAAAUUAUAUUAGUGGGACCAGUUAUGACAAGAAUAAUCAUUAUAGUACUUUUCAGAUUUUAUAACCUGGAGCAGAUUAUUUUAAGUUGAUUAGUAGGUUCUGUUACAGUUUUUCUUUUGAUCGUGCACUUAUAGUCUUCAUUUAAUUCCUCAUAGAAUCCCAGUCACCUUUAUAUAUCAUAUUAUUGGAAGAGAUUCAUCUUCAUAAUCUCCAGUUUUUUCACAGUGCCUCACAGAGUUAAUCAUGCCUUUUGGAGCUAGAAGGACUUUAGAACUUAUCUAGUUAUGCUCCUUUAUAUUAUAAGUAAGGGAAUAGAAUCAAUAAGACAGUUUCUGCCCAAAGUCAUGUUACCAGUUGGUGACAGAGCUGGAAAUACGUAGAGAUCUAUACCCUUAAAUCUCUCCACUCACAUGCUGAUAUACUUUCUACUACAAUAUGCUAUAGCUUUAUGGAACUCAGGGUGAUGAUCAGACGUGUCAUUAGAACAUGAGUCCUCUGCUUCUGAUUCAGGCAUACUUUUGGGAUUCUUCCAUCUUUAAAGGAAAAAGGAAGCCAUUCAUCUAUAUUUAGUAACCCAGUAAUAUCUCACUUAGUUUAGGGUUAGAUCUUUAGUUAAUUCAACCUUAUAGAUCAUACUUAUGAAGGUGAUAACUGACACGUGUUCACUGAAUUUUAAUUUGAUAGGCAAUACAUCUACCCACUCCAUUAUUUUUUAAAACUUCAUUUAAUAGUUUAAACAAGAUUGGUUUUGUUUUCAAUUUUUAUUCACUCUUCAUAGAAUCACAAUUACCUUUAUAUAUCAUAUGUUAUUGGAAGAGAUUCCUCAGUAAUCUCCAAUCUCUCAUAGUGCCUCACAGGGUUGGUCAAUGGCUUUUGGAACUGGAAGGACCUUAGAACUUAUCUGUUAUGCUCCUGAUAGCCAAUAGCAGAUAGAAGCUUGCAAUCAAGAGGGUAGGACAUGUGUUCUUCAAUGGAUAUCAAAGGAAGAGGUUGCAAACCAAAGCCAUUUGGCAAGCCCUGUAGCCUGGGCCAUUUAAGACAGGGGCGGUCUCAGCCAAAUUGCACCCAUUUAACUAUCCCAAAGAGCCACAGUGCCUACAACCCAGGCCCUAAGUUGAUGAAGAAAAAGUCAAGGAAGGAGGUGAUACAAUUGGAAAUAUUCCCAUCAAAUGGUUAAUCUUAUUUAGAAAAUGGGCAUAUUAGAAAAAGUCCUUCCAAGAUGAUUUUGGAUAAUAAAAGUUGUAUUUGUGGAAAUUGGUAUUAUCUCUGUUUUAUGCACUUACAUUUAUCCCUUACAUUUUGUUUUUAGUGACCCUACAUGACAUUAAAUUUAAAGUAAAACAUUGUUUAAUGUUACCUUUUGGCUUGAGAAUGUCUUUCAGCUCCAGAAUUAUUGUUACUCAUAUUUUAAUCAGUAAGUCAUUUAAGCUAUGACAGAGUAGGAAUUGAGAAAUUAUUUCAUAUGCUACAGUAUUGAAAUGUGGAUGCUGCCUUGUUUUAUAAGAAGAUGAUCAAGGUUUGUGUGCCCAUUACCUUUCCUCUGCCUGAAAGACGUGUCUCAAGAAAAAUAAAUUCUAUUUUAGAUGCAGGUACUGCAUUUUAUUCUAAGAAUUGAUAUCAAUUCAAAACAUAGAAAACUGUAAAAGAUAAAUCAGGAGAUGGCUGAUUCAUAAUGGGUAAUAAAAUAAAUAGCACUUUCGAGCUGA